AUGCUUUCGAGCGCGCUGCAGAGGAGACUUCUGUCGGUGAAGCAGCUUGAUUCCGAGCGAGACAACAGAGAACGUGUGCUGAUCCUUGGUUCCGGGUGGGCCGGUUACAACCUCGCGCGCCAGCUGGACCCAAAAAAGUACCAGCCGGUAGUCGUAUCGCCUCGCUCCUACUUCGUCUUCACGCCCCUCCUUGCAUCCACCUCCACCGGCACGCUCGAGUUCCGCACCGCGCUUGAACCCGUCCGCAGCAAGCGCACACGUGUCACAUACUUCCAGGGAUGGGCCGAUUCGGUCGAUUUCAAGAACAAGACUGUGGCCGUAGAGGAAGCCGUCGAAGAUCCGCACCAAGGCCUUGCACUUACGGGGGACCGCCACGAGGGCGAGUCGCCCGCCGAGCGCAGGGCAGAAAAGGCCAGGGAGUCGAAGAAAGGACAGCUCUUCGACAUCAGUUACGAUAAGCUCGUCAUUUCCGUGGGGUGCUACAGUCAGACGUUUGGCACUCCAGGAGUCAGGGAGAACGCCCUGUUCCUGAAGGAUGUUGGUGAUGCGAGAAAAAUCCGAAAUCGCCUGCUUGCUUGCUUUGAAACGGCUGCGCUGCCCACCACAUCCGAGGAAAUGCGUAAGAACCUCCUCAACUUUGCCAUCGUUGGAGGUGGUCCUACUGGUAUCGAGUUCUCCGCCGAAUUGCAUGACAUAAUCCGAGAGGACCUUUCCAAGCUCUACCCCGACCUCAUGAAGUACUACAAGAUCACUGUUUACGAUGUUGCGCCAAGGGUCUUGUCCAUGUUCGAUGAGAACCUCGGCAAGUAUGCGAUGAAGACUUUCAAGCGCGAGGGCAUUGACAUCAAGACCUCUCACCAUGUGGAGGAGCUACGUCGGGGAGUACCGACCUCCCAGUCACAGUUGCCUGGCGUUAAGGAGCCAAGGACUUGCUGGACGCUGAAGCUGAAAGAGGAAGGCGAAGUGGGCGUCGGUAUGGUGGUGUGGAGCACGGGGCUGAUGAUGAAUCCCUUCGUCGAGAAUGCUCUCGGACAGGCGCAGCCAUUGCCGGAACGGGAAUUCCAACUUCAAGGGAAGGACGGCCGCACAUCGAGCGACACGUGGCUGGUGAAGAAGAAUCCCAAGACUGGAGCUGUCAUCACCAACGACCAGUUGCGAGUCGUCCUCGAACCACAGGGCCAGGGAGAGGAUGGCAAGUCUCGGGCGGUCCUGGAAGACGUGUACGCCCUGGGUGAUUGUGGAAAUAUUGAAAACACCACGUACCCCGCGACUGCACAGGUUGCAAAUCAGAAGGCCGUAUGGCUCGCCAAGAGACUCAAUCGUGGCGAUAUCGAAGGCCAAGGCUUUACGUGGAAGAACAUGGGCGUCAUGGCUUAUAUUGGCAACUGGAGAGCUGUUAUGCAGACUGGCGGUGGCGGAAACAUCUCUGGCCGUGCUGCCUGGCUGAUUUGGCGUGGGGCAUACCUCACCAAGGCCGUCAGCUGGCGCAACAAGGUCCUCAUUCCCGUGUACUGGUUCAUCAACUGGGUGUUUGGCAGGGACGUGUCUCGGUUUUAG
This is a messenger RNA of Diplodia corticola, 1557 nucleotides long. Its product is annotated as nadh dehydrogenase. NCBI's taxonomy places the organism in Eukaryota, Fungi, Ascomycota, Dothideomycetes, Botryosphaeriales, Botryosphaeriaceae. Bases 1 to 1557 code for a protein of 518 amino acids. The transcript has 5 exons. The record is from RefSeq and is a predicted model, not a curated record. Gene Ontology annotation, molecular function: NADH dehydrogenase activity.